Messenger RNA from Aureobasidium subglaciale EXF-2481, 3256 nucleotides. RefSeq lists its product as uncharacterized. The record is from RefSeq and is a predicted model, not a curated record. The transcript has a single exon. NCBI's taxonomy places the organism in Eukaryota, Fungi, Ascomycota, Dothideomycetes, Dothideales, Saccotheciaceae. The coding region runs from base 277 to 2787 and encodes 836 amino acids.
UGACAGAAGAAGCACAUACUUUCCUGCCCACAAGAAUGCCGACGUCCUACUGGUCUACAGCAGAGCGGAGCCCUGAUAUCCAGAAGGAGAGCAGUUGUGUUACCAUUAAAGCUUCUCAAAGCUAUGCCGUGCUUCAAAAUGAAGACUUCGUGCUGGAGCUCGCGAAGUUUUCCUCACUUCUCUUCCCUCGUUCUUUGAGUCACUACAUUCAGCUCUGCUAUCUAUACAUCAAGUCAGACGGAAGACGGCUUUUCUCAAAAGAUCUCAUACGCAAAGAUGCGUUUCGCUGAUGCUUCGUUCGCGACAGCGUGCUUUGUGCAGCUGUUUGUGCCUGGAUGGAGUUGGCCACAACCCGAUGGCCAGCCCCACGAUGAGCUAUCAGCCCUUUCCGCCUAUGGAUCCGAGCAACCAGGAGCCAUAUCGCCACAGGUCGCAGUGAUAACUCCGAGAGUCAUGGUAGCACCCGCUGUAUACAAGAUGGUACUGACCACUGGUACUGGUACUGGUCCUAGUCCAUCCUCGACUCAGCCUCCCUCGUCAACUUAUUCCACUGGAGGCGUGACAUUCAAAGUCCAGCAAGAUACGAACUACCAAGGCACUCUACUCAACAUCCUGAAACGCGGCUUCAAUAGAAAACGUGCCGCUAGCGAUGGUAUCGACGCGUGCAUGGACAAGUGUGCGAACAGUACCAUGUGCUCUGGAACUGCAUACGACCGAAAUUCGAGCAUGUGUACAUACUACAGCUCAGUUGAUCGAACCACCGAGCAACAAAAAGAUGGUAUAACCUUUGCGAAUGUCGAGAACCGCAACACUAACAGUAGCGGUAAUGGUACUACCACCGCCUCGUCGUCCACCGUGAGCGGCACUGCUGUGUCUUCGUCGAUGACAAGCGGGAUGUACACCAACAGCACAUCGAGUCAGUCUAGGACCAGAUCCAUGAACAGUACCUCAAGUCUCUCCAUGUCGAUGACGGCGAACAGCACAUCGAGUCGCCCGACGACUAUGAGCGCAAACAGCACAUCAAGCCGACCAACUACCAUGAGUAUGAGUAUGAACAGCACAUCGAGUCGUUCAACGACCGUGAGCAUGAACAGCACUUCAAGCCGUCCUAUGACAACAAGCAUGAAUGGUACCUCAACUCGUUCAUCAUCCAUGUCUACCAGUAGCAUGGCCUCGAACACCACAUCAGCGACUUCAGCCACCCCAACCAAUUCCGUCGGAACCAGAUCGUGCAACCAAAUCGCGGCAUCUGGUAAUACUUUUACCGAUGGAAACAACGUCACGUACGCCGUCAUUUGUGCCAAAGGCAAUAUGCUACUCUUCGCAAGAGGCCUAAGUCCCAGAGCUGACGGCGAUCUGGGUACCGUACAAUCUGGCAGCUUUGAGGGUUGUGCUCCAUACUGUGACAGCAAUUCGCAGUGCAGUUCCUACAGCUACACAAGCUCUAAUGGGACCUGCUAUUUGUCAAGCUCUAGCAACGUAACUCAGCCCAUCGCUGGUCGAGACUAUGCGUACAAGGUUCAGAGACAAACUUCGUCCAGCUCAAGCUCAACGGUCUCGAGCACAUCAAGCACUUCGAGCAGGAUAUCAAGCUCUCCCUUAUCUGCCACCUCUACCACAUCGUCUUCAUCAACCUCCGACUUUGUUCCUGAUGGCUACUCAAUUUCAAAGACCACAAUCUGUCAAACGCCAACAGGGGCUGCGGUCAGUGCAGCGACCACAUCGUCGUCUUUUUUAUCCUUGAGUAGCUCGAGCGCCAGCUCGGGCACCCCGCUGUCUAGUACUUCGUCCAUGUCUUUGUCUACGAACUCUCUUGUCUCUUCCACAAGCUUGAGCUCCUCUUCGUCUUCGCCCGUCACAAUGACCCAAGUUGUGACCUCAACGCCGCCGGCCAGCACAACUACCCAGGCAACUACAACAACGCAACAAACGACCAUAACGCAAGCUACGACUACGACACAGGCAACCACAACGACUCAGGCCACAACCAUAACACAGGCAACAACAACUACGCAAGCUACAACCACGACCCAAGCGACAACGAUCACGCAAUCUACGACUACGACCCAAGCAACCACGACAACGCAAGCGACGACGACCACUCAGCCGACAACAACUACGCAAUCAACCACCGUGACACAAGCUACGACCACAACUGCUUCUCCAGUCGCAACUCAGAUGCGAGUCAGGACUCAGGUCCGCAUGGUGCCAGUCAGAAGCGAGUCGCCAUCAGUCCAGAGUAUUAGAACCGUCGUCUCGAUGCGACCCGUCAGACCAGAAACAUCCACUACUGUUAGUGAUGAGUCUUCUCCGACGGGUGUAGUGAUAUCAACAAUUCGUUCGACCCUGAGAGUCACCCAAACGGUAGCUCAACCGACCACAACGGCUGAGGUCGUGACAGUGACUUCUGAUGUUCUUGUUCCAACUGGAAUAUCCACCGUCACAGCACCUGGCUCCACUGUCAUCAUGGAAGUCGACAAGACCGUCACCACAGGCGUUUCUACUGUCACGGCACCUGGUUCCACUAUUGUUAUGGAAGUCGACAAGACUACGGUCACGACUAGCGAUGAAGCUCAAACGAGCGUCGUCACCAUCACGUCCGACGUCACUACCAUCAGACCUUCCUCUAGUCCCACGAACUUUGUGACCCUUCGUCGUAGAGAUGAAAAGCAAAAGGUCGAGAAGGAAGAGAAAGCUGCAGGCAAGGGGAAAGAACAGAAACCUUUCUACAAGCAGGCUGGCCGAUCUUGGUUUGCCUUUGACAGCAUGACCGAGAUAUGGAUGUGAGGUUGUUUCUUCAGACAUCAUCGCAUCACAUCCGAUUGUACACCUCCUUCUAGUUCUCAGCAAAUCAUCCUCCUACCACAUCUAAUCACAUUUUCAGUGAAGAAAAAGCACCAACAUUUUGGUAAGACGAGUCUUGUAUUUUGUUUUGGUCUUUUGUAGUUGUUCUUUCUCUCACCCCAGUCGCUCUUUCUGUUUUUGUUCUCCUUUCAGGAAGUUUGUAUGUAAAUCACGUAGUCACUCCCUUAAUGUAGAAUUUUUUUGCUACAGAAAAGAGAGGAAACCCAUUGCCAGACUUGUGUCUCCCCUUUUGAUGAAUGCAAUGCUGUAGUGAGGUAUCGGGGUGUUUUUUUUGGUUGUCUGCAAAACCACUGCUCAUCCUUACCCUUCUUCUCCCGAGAUCAACGUCGGCAUCGAGCUGAAACCUGUCGAAAAUGCACACUCAGUUUUCAAAACUUCUACAUGCUGUCUG